AUGGAGCAUCUCAACCAACGUCCAGACAAAUAUGAGCCAGAUAUCGAAGACCCUAUUGACUCUGAAAGUCAUGAAUCUGACGACCCAAUUGAAGAAAUCAAUUCUCUCGAGCUUACUCGGAUCAACACCUAUCGACUGCAACAAAAGACAACCGUAGGCUCUACAAGAGGGCCUACUCCCCGAGACAGAUGGCUUCCUAUGGGUGCCAACAAGGAUCAUCCACCUCUGCUCCCAGAUUCUGAAGACUAUGUCGUGGAGUUUGAUGGAGCGAAUGAUCCUUUGCAUCCAUAUAAUUGGUCUACACCUAGGCGAAUAAUGCUAGUUUGUAUCCUAUGCUAUGGUACCUUCGCUGGAUCAUUUACCAGCGCUGUCUUCUCAGCCGCAAUCUCUGGCUUCAGCAAGGAGUUCAACACAAGCACCGAAAUUGGCUCACUUGGCGUAACACUCUACGUCCUCGGAUUUGCAGCGGGACCAACAAUUUGGGCACCAGGAUCAGAGCUGAUCGGGAGACGUUGGCCACUCUCUCUCGGACUUUUCGGAUGUGCCAUCUUCACCAUAGCAUGUGCAGUUGCUAAAGAUAUUCAGACCGUGAUGAUCUGUCGGUUCUUUGCUGGCCUGUUUUCCGCAAGUCCGAUUUCAGUCGUUCCCGCGGUAUUUGCAGACUUGUUCAACAAUACACAGCGAGGUGUCGUCAUGUCGAUUUUCUGCAUGGCGGUGUUCAUCGGGCCCUUUUCCGCACCGUUUGUGGGUGGCUUCAUUGCAAUGAGCUCUCUGGGUUGGCGGUGGACGAUGUACAUCUCCGCAAUCAUGGUGUUCCUAGGGUUUGUCUUAGUCUUUGCCUUUCUUGAAGAGACAUAUGCUCCAGUCAUCCUUGUCCGCAAGGCUGCUACCCUACGCCGACAGACUCGCAAUUGGGGCAUCCAUGCAAAGCAAGAUGAAGUGGAAGUGGAUUUGACGGAGCUUCUGCGGAACAACUUUGCCCGACCGAUUGUGAUGUUGAUCACGGAGCCCAUCCUGCUUCUGGUCUCAUUGUAUAUCUCUUUCGUCUAUGGCCUCAUCUAUGCUCUGUUGGGCGCUUACCCUGUUGUCUUCCACGGCGUCUACGGAAUGAGCCCGGGUGUCGGUGGACUUGCCUUUAUCGGCAUCAUCAUUGGUGAACUUCUUGGUGGCGUGUACAUCCUCCUCACACAGGCGUCAUACAAGGCCAAGCUGGCGGCAAAUGGUGAUAAGCCUAUCCCCGAAUGGCGACUCCCGGCAGCGAUUAUAGGAGCUGUAUCGUUUGCAGGAGGGAUGUUUUGGUUUGGCUGGACCGGAUACACUUCAUCCAUUCACUGGAUGGCCCCUGUAUCUUCCGGGCUCCUCACCGGAGUGGGGAUCUUUUUGAUCUUCCUGCAGUGCUUCAACUACAUUGUUGACUGCUAUCCUACGUUAGCUGCAUCCACUAUUGCCGCGAACACGAUUUUGCGCUCAGCUAUUGGCUGCUCGUUCCCGCUUUUCUCCCGGCAAAUGAUGGAAAACCUAGGUGUGCAAUGGGCAGGAACACUGCUUGGUUGUCUCGCAAUUUUGAUGAUUCCCAUUCCUGUUCUGUUCAAGGCAUACGGCCCAUGGCUGAGAGAGAGAAGUAAACUGGCAUGCUCGCCAGUUUAUGAUGUUGAAAAGAAACGUUAUGAUGUCUGA
Messenger RNA from Penicillium digitatum Pd1, 1677 nucleotides. Its product is annotated as MFS transporter. Gene Ontology annotation, biological process: transmembrane transport. Gene Ontology annotation, cellular component: plasma membrane. Gene Ontology annotation, molecular function: transmembrane transporter activity. The record is from RefSeq and is a predicted model, not a curated record. Lineage: Eukaryota; Fungi; Ascomycota; Eurotiomycetes; Eurotiales; Aspergillaceae.